Molecule: messenger RNA, 1243 nt
Organism: Syngnathus acus (greater pipefish)
Lineage: Eukaryota; Metazoa; Chordata; Actinopteri; Syngnathiformes; Syngnathidae
Gene: alkbh3
Product: alkB homolog 3, alpha-ketoglutarate dependent dioxygenase
Exons: 11
Coding region: 110-1024 (304 amino acids)
Biological process (GO): DNA alkylation repair; DNA repair
Cellular component (GO): nucleus
Molecular function (GO): dioxygenase activity
Source: RefSeq, a predicted model, not a curated record
UUUAUUUUGAUGUAACACAGCAGCAAUGGCCGCCCUGUCGAGCGUGUCGUAGCUGAAAGUACUUACUUUCCUUUACAUGGAUGUUUUAUUAUCCCUCUAGAUUUUUUUUAUGGCAGAUAAACGACAGCGUGCCAGGGUGCAGGGCUCUUGGGCCAAACAGUUGCCCAAACCACCGAGACCAGCAGCUCCUCAAAGCCAAAGUGCCAAUGCAGCUUCCGCAUCCUGGGGAAUACAUCGACAGACCACAUCUGGGAAUGUUGAGUUCCAACAGCCCAUUAAGCAAGUUAGAGAUGUUCCAUCAGAAAAGGUUAUUGACCAGGCAGGUGAUUAUGAGAUCAGCCAUGGACCGUCAGGGGUGUCAAGAUUGCGGUUGGUGCCGAGAUUCCUUCCAGCUGAGGAGGCUGACUGGAUGUUCGCUAAGCUCCUGGCUGAGCUUCCCUGGUCGCAAAAGACCAACUUUAGACAAGGUGAGGCCUACGAAGAGCCAAGGUUGACAUGCUGGUUUGGGGAGUUACCCUACACGUAUGCUCGUUCCACCAUGGCGGCCAACACAAAGUGGCACCCGCUGCUGUUGAACCUUCGCCGAGCGGUUUCCGAAGCGAGCGGCGGCUGCGGCGGCGACGAACGCUUCAACUCGCUGCUGUGCAACCUGUACCGAGACGGACACGACAGCAUCGGCUGGCACAGCGACGACGAAGCCUUGCUGGGCCGGCAGCCCGUCAUCGCCUCGCUUAGUUUGGGUGAUAGCAGGGUGUUCAGCCUACGCAAGAAGCCACCUCCGGAAGAAAACGGUGACUUCACUUAUGUGGAGCGUAUUAAAGUUCCUCUGGGUCACGGUGCUCUGCUUUUGAUGGAAGGAGCCACGCAAGAUGAUUGGCAGCACCAGGUGGCGAAGGAGUACCACGACCGCGGCCCUCGCAUCAACUUGACUUUCAGGAGCAUCUUCCCCGAGCCGCAGGGCCACCGGCCGGGGACCAAACUGCACUUUACCAACCGCCAAACAGACAUGAAUGCUACUAACUAGAAGCCAACAGAAGCAACAAAAAGAACUGCACUAGGUGAGAUUUUCAGUUUUCUCAAGAGGACCCCUCAGUUUGAAAGGGAUGAGACGCAUAUUUAUCUCGAGUAGCACUCAAAUGUUUGGUAUCAAUUAAUGAGUACAAGAAGUGGCACAUACUGAUGUGACGAUUCCAUUUACCCCCCUCUUGUUGAACUUAUAAUAAUAAUAAAUGAACAAGUUUGA